AUGGACCAAGCUACGCUUCAAAAACUUCUGGACGACCUUGAAAAGCACCCGCAAUGCGCUGAUUGGGGAGCCAAGCUCCAGUUUGCUUGCGAGCAUUUAUGGGAAACCCUCGGCACCACCAACAUCUAUUCCGCUGCUUCUGGCAUGGUCGACCGUGUCAUCCAUCUUCUCAAAGAUCAUCAUGCUAUGGAACUGGCUCGAUUGGUCAUCCCCGACCUCAGGAGUCACGAAGCGCUAGUGUUCUCCGACCCCUUGAAGCAAAAGAUCUUCGAUUCAACAACCGACCGUCGCUCCGCAUUCACCAAAAUCGAAACUACCACCCAGACCGACUUCGAUACUCCCCUUUACCGAGCAGAGAAAGAACUAUUCACAGAGGCUGAGAUGUAUCGCGCCAGUCUGCUUCUCUACGGAAGUGCAACUUUCACUGGAGUACAAGAGAAGGAGAUAUUGGAUUGGUUGUCCAAACGGCCGAAAGGUCCCCAAAAAACAUAG
Aureobasidium pullulans EXF-150 is the source of this 492-nucleotide messenger RNA. RefSeq lists its product as uncharacterized. The record is from RefSeq and is a predicted model, not a curated record. NCBI's taxonomy places the organism in Eukaryota, Fungi, Ascomycota, Dothideomycetes, Dothideales, Saccotheciaceae. The transcript has a single exon. Bases 1 to 492 code for a protein of 163 amino acids.